Messenger RNA from Neopsephotus bourkii (Bourke's parrot), 1407 nucleotides. RefSeq names its product steroid 21-hydroxylase-like. NCBI's taxonomy places the organism in Eukaryota, Metazoa, Chordata, Aves, Psittaciformes, Psittacidae. The record is from RefSeq and is a predicted model, not a curated record. The coding region runs from base 1 to 1407 and encodes 468 amino acids. Gene Ontology annotation, biological process: hormone biosynthetic process; progesterone metabolic process. Gene Ontology annotation, molecular function: steroid 17-alpha-monooxygenase activity; iron ion binding; heme binding. The transcript is spliced from 10 exons.
AUGGCGGCCCCGCUGCUGCCGCUGCUGCUGCUCCCGGCGCUGCUGGCGCUGGCGCUGGCGCUCGCCGGCCGCUGGGGGGCGCUGCAGCUCCUGCACCCGCAGGGGGCGCUGCACCUCGCUCGCCUCGCCCGCCGCAAGGGGGAGCCCGUCCUGCGCAUGCGCCUCGGGGGCCGAGAUGUGCUGGUGCUGAGCUCGGCCGACACCAUCCGGGAGGCGCUGGCCCGGCACUGCGGGGAUUGGCUGGGGCGGCCCCCGAGCUACCUGGCCCCGUUGGUGUCGCGGGGGGGCCGGGACCUGGCGCUCGGGGCCCCCACCCCCGCCUGGCGGCUGCAGCGCGGGGCCACGCGGGGGGCACUGGCGAGGGCGGGGCCACGGCUGGAGGCGGAGCUUCGGAAAAGGGGGCGUGGCCUGACGGAGGAGCUCCGUUCCCACGGGGGGGCCCCCUUGGACCCCUUCGAGGUCUUCGCCUUCCACACGUGCAGCACCAUCGGGGGCCUCAUCUUUGGGGACCUGCUGCCCCCCGAGGCCGAGGUCCGCGCCUUCAGCGGCUGCGUCCUGGAGCUGCUGCGGCUGUGGGGGAGGGGCUCGCUGCGGGCGCUGGAGCUGGUGCCGGAGCUGAGGGUCCUGCCCCAGCCGGGGCUCCGGAAGCUGCUGGAGCUCGUGGAGCUGCGGGACGCCUUUGUGGGGGCCCAGAUCCGGAAGCACGAGGAGUGCCCCUCCCCCCCCCGGGACACGGUGCUGGGGGCGCUGCGGGACCCCUCGCGGCCGGGCCCCCCCCUGAGCCCCCCCCGCCUGCACAUGGCCCUCGUUGACCUCUUCAUCGGCGGCACCGAGACCACGGCCGCAGCCCUGGCCUGGGCCAUCGCCUUCCUGCUGCACCGGCCCGAGCUGCAGGAGCGGCUCCGCUCCGAGCUCCGCCGGGAGCUCCCCCCGGGGGCUCUGCCCCAGGCCUCGGACUCGCGGCGCCUCCCCCUGCUCCAGGCCGUGGUCACCGAGACCCUGCGGCUGCGGCCCCCGGCCCCGCUGGCUCUGCCCCACUGCGCCCAGCGCCGCACCAGCCUGGGGCCGCUCUCGGUGCCCGCCGGCUCCAUCCUGGUCCCCAACCUCUUGGCCGCGCAUCAGGACCCCGAGCUCUGGCAUCACCCCGAGGAGUUCCUGCCCGAGCGGUUCCUGGCCCCGGGGGCCCCGCUUCGGGCGCUGCUCCCGUUCGGGUGCGGGGCGCGCUCGUGUCCGGGGGCGGCGCUGGCCCGGGCCGAGCUCUUCGUGUUCCUGGGCCGGAUCCUGCGGGAAUUCCGCCUGGAGCCGCCGGCGCCGGGGCUGCUCCCCUCGCUGCGGGUGCGCGCCGGGACCGUGCUGCGCUGCCCGCCCUUCCGCGUGCGCCUGCGGCCCUGCCAGGACCUGGACUGA